AUGGCUUUAAGAUCAGACAGCAUCGCAAAGCCUCUCCCAUCUCACUCCAACGUGUCAGCCUCAAAUGGAGCAACUCCAAGGUUGACAACCCUCACCAUUCUCUCCGACAGAAGCACAGAAACCAGAAAACCACCAUUGCUCUCCAUUGCUUCACCACUCAGACUCCCCAACUCCCCACUUUUUAUCAAGACCCAACCAGCUUUGCACUACUGUUUGUCUAGAAGCUUGCAUGGGGGUCUACUGCUACUUUCAUCGGUUCUCCCUGCUGGUUUCGCUAAAGCUUUAUCGUACGAGGAAACCUUGCAGCAGACUACGAGGUCCCCUUCGUCAUUAGAAGUAGAUCCAAGUGGGAUUCUUGAUAGUGUCCUCGGUUUUGCAACUGAGAAUCCCACGGUUGUGGCUGGUGGCGCUGUUGUUUUGGCAGUUCAAUUGAUUUUGUCUCAGCUGUUGAAGAAUCCUAAACCAUGGGGAGUUGAGUCUGCAAAGAAUGCUUAUGCCAAGCUAGGUGAUGAUGCCACUGUUCAGUUGCUGGACAUAAGGCCACUCAAGGAGAUUAGAGACGUCGGAAGCCCUGACAUUAGGGGUUUUGGGAAGAAGCCGGUAUCAGUUGCCUAUAAUGGCGAAGAUAAACCUGGGUUCUUGAAAAAAUUGUCUUUGAAAUUCAAGGAACCUGAAAAUACUACCUUGUUCAUCAUAGACAAAUUUGAUGGGAACUCUGAACUGGCUGCGGAAUUGGUCACUGCAAAUGGAUUCAAAGCUGCUUAUGCAGUAAAAGAUGGUGCAGAUGGACCUCGGGGAUGGGUGAACAGUGGUCUUCCCUGGCUAACACCAAAGAAAGGCAUUGACCUUGGCAAUUUGACAGAAACAUUCACCGAGGCCUUUGGAGAAGGAUCAGAUGGCCUGUCUGUUACUGUAGGUAUUGCUGCAGCUGCUGGACUAGGCUUUUUGGCAUUUUCAGAGUUAGAAACAAUACUUCAACUUCUAGGUUCAGCUGCUAUUGUGCAGUUUGUAAGCAAGAAACUCCUAUUUGCAGAGGACCGAAAGCAAACCCUGCAACAAGUUGAUGAAUUUUUAAACACAAAGGUGGCUCCUAAGGAACUUUUUGAUGAUGUAAAGCAAAUUGGAGUGGCCCUUCUAACAAUAAGCACCCCUAGCAACGCUCUUCCUGCACCUACGGAGGCAAAACCCAAACUCAAAGUCGAAGCAGUGGCAGAAUCCCCUCAAAUUAAUUCAGUUCCCCAAAAAAAAUCCGAGGCAAAUGGAAUCUCUGGAUUUUCGAGACCACUUUCACCAUAUGCUUCUUAUCCAGAUCUGAAGCCUCCAACUUCGCCUACUCCAUCACAGCCUGCCACUACUAGCAAGGCUAAUCUUUCACCUACAGAGGCGAAACCGGAGUUGAAAGUUGAAGCAGCGACAGAAACCCCUCUAAUUAAUUCAGUUCCGAAAACAGAAUCCACUGCUGAUGGGAACUCCGGAUUCCCUAGACCACUUUCACCAUAUGCUUCUUAUCCUGAUUUGAAGCCACCAACAUCUCCUACUGCAUCACAGCCCUAGAUAUUCAUGAUUUCAUUAAUAUAUGUCGGUUUCUACGGCAAGCAAAACAACUGGUUGGUCAGAAAAUUUCAAGCUAUCUAGUAGGUCUUGGCUUCUUUUC
Hibiscus syriacus is the source of this 1654-nucleotide messenger RNA. Its product is annotated as rhodanese-like domain-containing protein 4, chloroplastic. NCBI's taxonomy places the organism in Eukaryota, Viridiplantae, Streptophyta, Magnoliopsida, Malvales, Malvaceae. Bases 1 to 1554 code for a protein of 517 amino acids. The record is from RefSeq and is a predicted model, not a curated record. The transcript is spliced from 10 exons.